UUUUAACUUGAUAUGUGAGGAACACAUCCGCGACUUCCGGUCAAAUAAACGUCACCAUCAUGGCAGCGGAGAGCGAUGUUCUGAGUGAAAUCGAGGUGCUCCAGUCGAUUUACCUGGAUGAACUUCAGGUGAAGGAGACUGAGAACAGAGGAUGGGAGGUGAGCCUUGUCCUGUACCCGUCCACUGCAGAGGACUCCAUGUCCCAGUUUGUCCGACUAACCUUGAUGCUGACGCUGGAUCAGCAGUAUCCUGGGUCUUCUCCCAUCAUCUCCAUCCAUAACCCCAGAGGUCUGUCUGAUGAUAAGCUCAGCAGUGUCCAGAAGUGUCUCCAGUUAGAAGCUCAGUCCAGUCUCGGCUCACCAGUGUUGUAUCAGCUCAUUGAGAAAGCAAAAGAAAUCCUGACAGAAAGUAAUAUUCCUCAUGGCAACUGUGUCAUCUGCCUCUAUGGCUUUAAGGAAGAAGAGGCGUUCACCAAGACCAGCUGCUACCACUAUUUCCACUCCCACUGCCUGGGCCGCUACGCCUGCCAUUCAGAGCAGGAGCUGCAUCAGAGGGAGAAGGAGUUAGAGGAGGACAAGACUCGAGAGAAGCUGCAGCCUCAGGAGCUGUCAGUGGUCUGUCCUGUGUGUCGAGAGCCUCUGGACUAUGACCUUGAUCAGCUGCUGGCGUCUCCUGCUCCACAGCUGCCUGAGCUGGACCAGGCUGUAAUUGGUGCAGACUUCCAGCAGAAGUGGAUGGAACUCCAGAGGCUGAGGGAGAGGCAGCGGUCUAGAGGUGGGAUCAUCGACCUGGAGGUGGAGUCCAAUCGUUUUCUGAUCCAUAUCAAUGAGGUACCACCUGUGGAUACACUGAAUGGACCUCCAGAGCCUACAGCAUCUAACGCUCCGCCUGAUGAAGAAGGUGGUAUGAAGGCGGAACACUCUGUUUUUGGACCCACCCAGCGCAGAGGCGGGCCGGGCCACAGGCGUCACAAUAGGGGAAUUGGGCCAAGGAGAGGAGGUGGUUCCAGACAUCAACCGGGUCAAGCAGCUGCUGUCACAGAGCGACUGGACAAACUGGGUCUGUCCACAGCCCACACCCAUGGAACGGUGACAGAGCAAGAAUUGGCUGAUCUUCAUCAUCCAGCACAAGAACACACAGAACCGAGAGAUCCAGUAACAGUCAGGGGAUUCCAUCCUGAUGGCCGGAUGGACACUAAACACACCGCAGACUCAGUGGGCAGCCAUGCACCUCCAGGAAGGAGGCGGGGUCCACACCGCUUAUUUAGGCAACCUUCUAGAAACAGAGGGGGGCCUGGGAACCAUCACUACAGAGGAGCCAGGUUCCACAGUGGUCACAGCAGGGGUUUCCAGCAGCCGUUUGAGGAGAUGGCGAGAGGAAGAGAGGGGGCGCUAUGACAAAGGGCAGCGGGAGGACCAGUGAACCAGCUUACACACAGAAAUGAUGUUCACUGUAGUGUCUUGGUCUGCAGCUUCUCCCUUCAGCAACACGCACCUCAGAAGUCAACACUUAAUGGUUUGGAUGGAAUCCAAUAUGUGACCAUAACAAAGCAGAAAUUAAAAAUUCUCUGGAUUA
This is a messenger RNA of Cynoglossus semilaevis (tongue sole), 1575 nucleotides long. It is a transcript of the gene rnf25, whose product is annotated as ring finger protein 25. Gene Ontology annotation, cellular component: nucleus. Gene Ontology annotation, molecular function: protein binding; ubiquitin protein ligase activity. Gene Ontology annotation, biological process: protein ubiquitination. The coding region runs from base 60 to 1397 and encodes 445 amino acids. The transcript is spliced from 10 exons. The record is from RefSeq and is a predicted model, not a curated record. NCBI's taxonomy places the organism in Eukaryota, Metazoa, Chordata, Actinopteri, Pleuronectiformes, Cynoglossidae.